CAGGCUGUGCUCUGUGUGUGUGGCUCUGAGAAGACACAGGGUUCCUGACGCCUGACCUGGCACAGGCAGCUGACCCUGCACCCUUCGAAGCUUCUGAGGCUAAGAAGGCAGAGGCGGGAGGCAGGGGCCUCCUUGGAAAGGGAGGGGUUCAGCAAGGCGUGCUCAGCCUGUGCCCACCCCGGUGGAGUUCCUGGCCUCCGGGGAGGGGGCAGCCCACUGAGCCUGUGCCCAUCCCGGCAAAGGUCCUGGCCUCCUGGGAGGGCAGGGGACUGGGCUCCUAAGGCUCUUUGUCAGAGCUCAGCAGACAAAGGCAGUGCCCUGGUGGUGAGCCAGAGGACAAGUUGGAAGAGGAAGGUUCCAGUCCUGCCCCAAGGACAGAAGUUUCCUUUGUGGGAGGGCAGCUGCCCCAGCAGGUCCCUUACAUAGCUGUUCUGCGUAAACAGCAGGGACACGCCCACCCUGGCUGCUCCUACAGGCCUGAAGGUGGGGGCAAAGGGAUUACAGGCAGUUUCCGCUUACAGCCACCUUGACUGUUUCUGAGCUAAAGAGCAACACUCUCAGAAGGGGAGCGACUGGAAGGCGUCUGAGCAGUUCGACAGAAGUGUACAGAGGCUUCUGGCAACACGGAUCGCCGUCUACCUGAUGACCUUUCUCAUCGUAACAGUGGCCUGGGCGGCACACACAAGGUUGUUCCAGGUUGUUGGGAAAAUAGACGACACACUUGCCCUGCUCAACCUGGCCUGCAUGAUGACCAUCACCUUCCUGCCUUAUACGUUUUCCUUAAUGGUGACAUUCCCUGAUGUGCCCCUGGGCAUCUUUGUGUUCUGUGUGUGUGUGAUCGCCAUCGGGAUCGUGCAGGCACUGAUUGUGGGGUACGCAUUCCACUUCCCGCACCUGCUGAGCCCACAGAUCCAGCACUCUGCCCAUAGGACCCUGUACCGAAGACACAUCCUGGGCAUCGUCCUCCGAGGCCCAGCCCUCUGCCUCGUGGCAGCCAUCUUCUCCCUCUUCUUUGUCCCCUUGUCUUACCUGCUGAUGGCAACCGUCAUCCUCCUCCCCUACGUCAGCAAGGCCGCCAGCUGGUGCCGAGACAGGCUCCUGGGCCACAGGGAGCCCUCGGCUCACCCAGUGGAAGUCUUCACAUUUGACCUUCAUGAGCCGCUCAGCAAGGAGCGGGUGGAAGCCUUCAGUGACGGCGUCUACGCCAUCGUGGCCACCCUUCUCAUCCUGGAUAUCUGCGAGGACAACGUGCCAGACCCCAAGGACGUGAAGGAGAGGUUCGGCGGCAGCCUCGUGGCUGCGCUGAGCGUGUUCGGGCCGCGCUUCCUGGCAUACUUUGGUUCCUUCGCCACUGUGGCAUUGCUGUGGUUCGCCCACCACUCGCUCUUCCUGCACGUGCGCAAGGCCACGCAGGCCAUGGGGCUGCUCAACACGUUCUCGCUGGCCUUCGUGGGUGGCCUCCCACUGGCCUACCAGCAGACCUCGGCCUUCGCCCGGCAGCCCCGCGAUGAGCUGGAGCGCGUCCGCGUCAGCUGCGCCAUCAUCUUCCUGGCCAGCAUCUUCCAGCUCGCCAUCUGGACCACGGCGCUGCUGCACCAGGCAGAGACGCUGCAGCCCUCGGUGUGGUUCGGCGGCCAGGAGCACGUGCUCAUGUUUGCCAAGCUGGCCCUGUACCCCUGCGCCAGCCUGCUGGCCUUCGCCUCCACCUGCCUGCUGAGCAGGUUCAGCGCAGGCAUCUUCCAUCUCACACAGAUCGCCGUGCCCUGCGCCUUCCUGCUGCUGCGCCUGCUCGUGGGCCUGGCCCUGACCAGCCUGCGGUUCCUGCGGGGCCUAGCCUGGCCCCGACGUUCCCCACCGGCCCCCACGGGCCAGGACGACCCACAGGCCCAGCUCCUCCCUUCCCCCUGCUAACAGCCACAGGGCCCACUCCCAGCCACCACCAGAUAUGGACCCAGGACAGGACGCUGGGUGGGGGAAGCUGAGUUACGGGCAGGCCUCAGUGGUUCUCCUGUGGCCUGGUUUUAUUUUCACUGUGAAAUAUGUUCUAUCUCAGUC
Messenger RNA from Sapajus apella (tufted capuchin), 2055 nucleotides. RefSeq names its product transmembrane protein 175 (gene TMEM175). The transcript is spliced from 9 exons. The record is from RefSeq and is a predicted model, not a curated record. Lineage: Eukaryota; Metazoa; Chordata; Mammalia; Primates; Cebidae. Gene Ontology annotation, molecular function: potassium ion leak channel activity; proton channel activity. The coding region runs from base 643 to 1911 and encodes 422 amino acids. Gene Ontology annotation, cellular component: lysosome; endosome.